GCCGCUGCUACUCGAGCCUGCGCUUCGCUGUGCUGUUGCUGCUACUCGUACCGUGUAUCUCGUUCACCGAUACACACAGCAAUCAAGCAUACCACACCUCGUUAAUCCUCUAUUCUAUUGCCGCACCCUAUUGCACCGUUCUACUAUCGACAAACUGCCAUCCUCAAGUCAUCUCCAGCCUUUCAGACCGCCUCUCGUUUCGUCCUAAAUGCUUCAGCCGCCCUGUCAACAAACCAACUGCUCCUCCGUCUCGUCGGGAGCGCGAUGACUACGAUCCUCCCAUCCUCUCACCAUCUGAUUUCGAUCCGUGUUUGUUGAUGAUUGGCCCUGAAGUGCACACAAUCACAGCCUCAUCAACAAAUAUUCCACCCAUCGGCGUCGCAGGUCGACGUCUACCCCAGACUUCGCCGUUUCGACUUGUUUGUUUCAAGCAACCGCCCACGACACAGCCUGAUCUCGAGCCACACUUGGACUCUUGAUAUUGGACCGUACUGCGUCCCUUGUCCAAGUUCCUUCACUUCCGGUGCUUGUUGCCACGGAUUUGCCGCGUCGUGGAUUUCCGUCGCGCUUCCUGCAAGUGAAGAAACAGCAUUGGGAAUUCUGGAUGAAGAGAGAAAUCCCUUGUUCUUGUGUCCAUCCCAUCGGGUCCUGUCGCUCCUAAAUCCCUUUCUAUCAUCUAAUACGCGCGGACCUCUCGACUUAUCCGGAGCGAAAAGUUCAGCCCAAGGGUCUGUGGUUGAGGCCACGACUCAGGCGGAAGAAGGAUGUCCAUGGACACAAUGCAAACCACGGGCCAAUACAGAGAACAUGUACCAACAUCGGCAACAUAUUCUCCGUCCGGAAAUAUUCACUACGAAGAAGAAGUCGUGGAUCCUGAGAGAUAUUAUGCCAAUCAAUCGUACUAUCCUUCGAGGCAUACAGAAGAUGCUCUCAGAUACACUUCUCUACAGGAACAAAUUCCUGUUCCUGCCUCUUAUCACCCGCAAACCACGAACCUGCCUUACCACAUUCGCAACCAAUCUGCAGCUCCUGAUCAGUACGACGGCCCACCGAUACCACCACCAAGAACUUCCUCACAGCACCAGAGUUCAGGGACUCAGUCCGUCCCAGUACGACACGCAAGAAACAACAAUCCUGACGUUCAUUCUAGUCGGGUUCAGAAUCGUGUCGGAGAUUACAAUGAGGAGCCUUUAGACAGACCGCGGGACGAUACAGCAACUGCGGCUGCAUCUGCUGCACGUAACCGAAGAAAAGGUCCUACUAGUCCCGAGGGUCCACAGCGAGCCACAAGCACAAGAGAGAGAAGUCAUCACGCCGCGCCUCCGCACACUCGUUCUGAAGCCCUCAUGCAAUCCUCGAACCCCCAGGCACCGUUGGUGCGCGAAUACAGCGAAGUGAUCCACAGAGUCGUCGUCUCCGACCCCCAAGAGGACGAGGAGAGGGCCCAGGAGAGAGUUGCUGAAGCACAGCCAGUGCCCAUUGGCGCUGAUAAUACGAACACGGCUGCGGAUGGCGAAGACCUGCUACCCGCACCUGGCCCGGCUCGCCGACAAGACUAUUCCAAGUCUCGUAGGAAAGAAAUCCAGUUUGGUGAUUACGUGCUCGGCCAGACACUGGGCGAAGGCGAGUUCGGCAAGGUCAAGUUAGGCUGGAAGAAAGACGGAAGCUCUCAGGUGGCCAUCAAACUCAUUAGGAGAGAGAGUGUUGCGAGCAACCCCAGUCGGCUUCCGAAAAUCUACAGAGAAAUCACGAUUCUACGGGACCUCGCCCAUCCAAACAUAGUGCGGCUACACGAGAUGGUGGAAACCGAACGACACAUCGGCAUCAUACUGGAGUAUGCUUCGGGCGGAGAGUUAUUUGACUACAUUCUGAAUCAUCGAUAUCUCAAGGACGCUGCAGCAAGGAGGUUGUUUGCCCAGCUUGUUUCUGGAGUUGGCUAUCUCCACAAGAAAGGUAUCGUCCAUCGUGAUUUGAAGCUGGAAAAUCUGCUACUCGACCAAAACCGCAAUAUCAUCAUCACCGAUUUUGGCUUUGCCAACACUUUCGACCCUACAGACGAGUUAUCCGACGAGAUCGUGUACAAUCUCACUAAUAAGGAUUUUGUGAGAAAGUUCAAACUUGACCGCUUAGACCAACGUGGAAUGCGGCGAGGAGACUUGAUGCAGACCAGCUGUGGAAGCCCUUGCUACGCAGCUCCCGAGCUGGUGGUGAGCGAUUCAUUGUACACUGGAAAGAAGGUCGACGUAUGGAGUUGUGGCGUCAUCUUGUACGCUAUGUUGGCAGGAUAUCUUCCUUUCGACGAUGAUCCUUCAAACCCAGAAGGCGAUAACAUCAACCUUCUGUACAAGUACAUUACGACGACUCCUCUGACCUUCCCCGAAUAUGUAACACCCCAUGCGCGAGACCUGCUGCGUCGGAUUUUGGUCCCCGAUCCACGAAAGCGUGCCGAUCUGUUCGAAGUGGCCCGUCACAGCUGGCUCAGCGAGUAUCAUCAUGUGGUCUCUCACAUCACCAGUAGUACCACCAACGUGGCGGACAUUGCCCAUACUACUGUGCCUUCUGAAGAAGAACCACCACCGAUGCACCGGAGCGCUUCCGUCCGUGAAACACCUUCCAAGGCCAGCGGUACAGCUUCCGGCGCUAUUGCUCGUGCCCAAGAAGGGCUUUUGCCAGAGGUCGAGGAGAGCUCUACAGGAUCGCGUCGGGACAGAUCUACCCGUCACACCUUGCAACCCGAGUAUGUGCCGCCUCAGACACACACAGCGCGCCAUCAGCCAUCAGAGUCUACUUCAGCAGCAGCUUUUCGCGGUGGCGUAGACGACCCUCACCACACACCAAACGCGAGCUUGUCACAAUCUUUGUCAAAACCUCUACCGCAAGAACCUGCGAUGGACGUUGGGCAGAGAAAGCCCCAAAGUGCGGAAAAGAUGCCUCCUCCCGUCAGGCCUGGUCGUGACAUUCCGAGAUCUGUGUCCGAUUCUACUACAGCAUUCGGCCAGUCAGCGCCAGCAAGUAGCCAUCAAUACGCGACUCGACCAAGCACGCAAGGCUCGAUGACAUCUGCUGGAGUACCUAGAUCCGAUGUUCGCUUGCCCUCUCGAGGAUCUUAUGGUCAACCGGUUGCACCAACAGUUGCAGCCACCAACGUUCAAGGUCGGGUCACUCAGCCAACCAAGCCUAGCCGAGGCUACAAUAUUUCAGGACCCAUCCCUCAAUCCACCACAUAUCCCUCCAUCGGCCAGCCGACAACUACGCCUAUGCCACCACAAGGUGUACAGCAGGUGCAGAAGAACCACCACAGACGUUCAAGUACUCUGAGUGGGCUGGGAGAGCGACUCUUUGGCCGGUCAAAUUCGGUCAUUAAGAAGGACGUUGAUCGGCAAAAGAAUGGAAGAAAGUAUCCUCCGACGAGCAUGAAAGAAUACCCUGCCGAGACACAACCACGCAUGUCCACGGACUCGAAGCGGUCAUUCUCGUUUGGCCUGGGCAAGAAGCGAAGCACGGAUUUAGAGAAUCAGGGACAAAUAGAAAAACCGGUACGGCGAUUUUCACUUCUUAGUACAAUGUCUUUCAAAGGUCUGAUGGGUGGCUCUAAGGACGAGACCUCAUCAAAGCCCGGAACUCCCCAAACGGCCCAAGGGGAACGAUUUGCGACGUCGACUUCCAGCCGACCCACGACCGGUCAGCAGUAUGCAAGCGGGGCUGUAGGUACCACUGAUGGUCAGUAUGACAGCUCGAGAGGAACGCAAUACAACAACUAUUCCCGACCACCUCAACAACGAGGAGCCUCGAGCCAAGCAUCCACGGACGUCUAUGGCGGAACUGGAGUUUACUCUCCGUAUGACCAGGGACGCGUGCCUCAUCAACGCCAGCAGAGUGAGCCAAUGGCCCGAUUGAUGGCACAACAGGCUGAACCCGUCGAAAGUCGACCCUCAUUGCAACAAGGACGACAACGCGGCGUUCUCGUCAAGAACAACCGCAAAUUCACUGAUGCAUACGCACACGACCACGGACCAAAUCAUCACGGAGGUCGUUCGGGUGCAGUCAAGAAAGUGCAAGACUUUUUCCGUCGUCGCCGGGGCACGGAGGAAUACCGAUGACGAAGUAGACACUGCAGCGCAGAUUGGAAUUUUGGAAGCACGCAACAUUUCAUAUCCCUGCGUGACCCAGGUUGGAGUGGUUAGUGGUUUUCUUGUAAUGAAUAAUUGAUUUGUUUAGCAGGCAUUGAAGGGUUGUGCAGGGAUGGGGGGUUGUUGCGUGAACAGGCACUUUUCAGCCAUUUUCUCGCCGUCUGGUCUUGGUCUGAACGAGACCUGGUAGACUGCUCUUUCGGUGGGUUUGUCGGAGGAACCACCGAGUCUCGAUGGCGUUGAUACAACUUUUAUUACUGGAGUAUCGAGACUUGUUUGAGUGAGAAAGCUUUGCGAAGACAGCGUGGGAUACCCCUACAUAGCAUCAAUUGAAAUGAAAUAACGCUGCCCACACAAAAGGGCAAUGUAUGUGUUGUGAA
This is a messenger RNA of Exophiala oligosperma, 4510 nucleotides long. RefSeq lists its product as uncharacterized. Gene Ontology annotation, cellular component: cytoplasm. Gene Ontology annotation, molecular function: protein serine/threonine kinase activity; ATP binding; tau-protein kinase activity. Lineage: Eukaryota; Fungi; Ascomycota; Eurotiomycetes; Chaetothyriales; Herpotrichiellaceae. Gene Ontology annotation, biological process: protein phosphorylation; intracellular signal transduction; microtubule cytoskeleton organization. Bases 765 to 4100 code for a protein of 1111 amino acids. The record is from RefSeq and is a predicted model, not a curated record. The transcript is spliced from 5 exons.